Molecule: messenger RNA, 1780 nt
Organism: Corythoichthys intestinalis (scribbled pipefish)
Lineage: Eukaryota; Metazoa; Chordata; Actinopteri; Syngnathiformes; Syngnathidae
Product: apoptosis-associated speck-like protein containing a CARD
Exons: 4
Coding region: 95-697 (200 amino acids)
Biological process (GO): innate immune response; inflammatory response; regulation of apoptotic process
Source: RefSeq, a predicted model, not a curated record
UCCGCGGGAGGAAAUACCCCUUGCUAAGUGAAAGUAUCCAUCGAGCAACUUAGGGCGUUUUAAGCCUUUUCCACCUCGACUCCCCUGCUGAGAGAUGGGCACCAAAAAGGCAGCGAUCGCUGCUACACUGGCAAACUUGUCCAAAGCUGACUUCGAGUCGUUUUGUUUUCAUCUAAUAGACUCCCGCCGGGUUCCGCGCAUCAAGGUUGAAAAUAAGAGCUACUUGGAGGUUACCAAUGUAAUUGUGUCUUGCUUCACCGAGAACGAAGCUCCUGCCUUCACCUCCAACAUUCUGAGGAACAUGGGUUGCAGCGAUGAGGCCAAUGAUCUCGAUGCUCGGAUUGCCGCAAUAUCCGCGAAUGCGCCUACUGGAGCAAUGGGAGCGGCACCGGGCCAAGCUGCAGUUGCCUCAACAAGCUCUGCAUGUCAGUCAGGGAAGCACUUUGUGGACGAGCACAAACUGCAGCUGAUCGAGCGCGUGAAGAACAUCAACCCCAUUCUCCUCGGGCUGCAAGACAAGAACGUCAUCCAGGCUGAGGUGUAUGAAGACAUCAGCUACCACACGCCAGGCAGCCAGAACAAGAUGAGGAAGAUCUACGAUCUGGCUCUCAAGUCGGGCACCGAUGCUAAAGACGUCUUCUUUAAACUCCUCCAGGAGCACGAGUCGUACCUUGUGAAAGACCUCCAGAAGAAAUGAAAGGCUGGACGGCAUCCUCGUAAUUCUUUUUCGGCUAAUUUACUUCGUUCCACCCCUAAAAUUUGGCUAUCUGAUUGAACGUCUAUUUCUGUCAAUGAGGUUUUUUUUAUUAGAAAAACGAUCAACUUUCCUAUUCAAUGUUUUAGUCAAUUUUAGCAUGUUGGCGAAGGAAAUGUGAGAAUUAGUUGUUCGAAUUGUAAAACGUUAUUUUGUAUGGUGGAAAUUCUAAUUUUAUUUGUGACCAAGUUAAAAUAUUCCUCAUAUUUUUUAUCUUUUCGUUGUUUUUCCAUCCUCAAAAUUCACAUGGUGCUGUAUUGUUGUUUUAUAAAGUUGAAAAUUCCCAAUUCCCCUCAAUGUUUACACAAAUUAUUUCUUUUCUCUUUUUUUUGUUUUUUUUUUCAUUUCCAUGCAUUCCAAAUUAUAUGUUUUCGGUAAUAAUUUUAAGGGGGAUAAAAUGUGUCAUUUUUCAUAUCAAAUAAUUAAAUUGCUUGCCAGUACUUCAUAAACACCUUGUUUUUAUUCAGUCCUAGACUCCUGUUCAGUGUUUUUGUUCAAAAUAAGCCUGCAUGCAUGAGAGAUUUUAUUUUUUUCCAUGUUCUUAUACGUAUAUAUGGGGGAAAACACUCAGGUGACUUGAAGUUCCGCUCUGAGACCCCCAAUUUAGCCAACUUUCAAAAUUUUCCGAUAUGCAUGUGUGAUACAUAUCAUAUCACAGCGUAAAAUUUCUAUUUUCUGGGGGAAGAAAAUUUUUGGACAGGAGGGCAUUUAAAAUUUCUUUUUUUUUUUUUUUUAAACAGCAAAACCCUAUCUGGAGGUGAGAGCACACGAGAGCAGAAUUAAAGACGCCAUGACUUUCAUGAGAUAUCAUCGCAUAAUUACUUUGUUUCGAUCCAAAAACUCCACGUAGCAUGCAUCACUGAGUGUCAACACACAGCUGUGAAUGGCCACAGUUGGAUUGUGGGGGGAUUUUAGGGGUGAAACAUGGUCAUAUAACAAGGGUCGCGAUGCAGAAAUCGCAGACAUCAAGGAGUGGUUGAAAUGUUGCUUUUCAUAUAUUUACCCUAUUAAACUUUUUCAAUUUUU